Cyprinus carpio (common carp) is the source of this 1119-nucleotide messenger RNA. Its product is annotated as somatomedin-B and thrombospondin type-1 domain-containing protein-like. Lineage: Eukaryota; Metazoa; Chordata; Actinopteri; Cypriniformes; Cyprinidae. The record is from RefSeq and is a predicted model, not a curated record.
AGACCAGUGGCAUUGACUUCAAGAGGGACCGAAGACAGUAACAGAGAUUUUUUUCAUUUUAGACUAUUUGGGGGUGCAUAGUUUUUUUUUUUGGACAUGAUGGGGUUGUUGUCAGUGGAUCAGAGUGCCGUUCUGGUGGUGGCCGCUCUUUUUGGGAUGUACCAGUUUGCUGACGGGGGAUGCUCAGGAAGGUGUUGUGAAGGCACAGAUUUCACCUGUGUCACUACAGACUGGAGGAUGGACCGUGUCUAUGGGAUGUGUUAUUGUGAUGAGAGGUGUUUAAAGACUAAAGAUUGUUGCUUUGACUACCCAACAGAGUGUCCAGCUCAGCCGUGUGUAGUGAGUGAGUGGAGUCACUGGAGUGGGUGCGCUCAGCACUGCCAGCCCUCAUUCCGGGUCCGGAGACGCAGCGUUGAGAGACUGCCCCAAAACAGUGGACAGGCCUGUCCAAGGCUGGAGGAACAGGCUGGAUGCAUGGAGUAUCAGGACCGCCAGGGACAGUUUUGCACUUCUGUGCAAGGAGCAGCAUUCAUAACAACAAUGGAGUACAGCAAAGGCAGAACACAUGAUUUGUAUGGGGCCCCAAUGGAUGCUGGUUUCUGUAUGGAGUUCAAGAUGGAGUCUCUGACACCGCAGUGCAUGGUGGAGAACAGACCCUACACGCGCUGGAUGCAGUACUUGAGGGAAGGCUACAGUGUCUGUGUGGCCUGCCAACCUCCGGCGAUGAACAACCGCAGUCGGAGUUGCCAAGGAGACGGCAACCUAGCUGAGAGGGAUGAGCUUCUACACUGGCAGGCGGUGGGAAGCCCUCGCUGCAGAGGAACAUGGAGGAAAGUGCAGAGACUACAGCACUGCUCCUGUCCACAAGUGCAUAGCUUCAUUUUCAUUUAAACAUAAGAUGCUUCUUCAACCCCCUUGAUAAAAUACAUCAAUUAACAAUAUAUCCCAUUACAUAUGUCACAAAAAACCCCAUCAUACUUUCACAUACUAUUAUAGCUGCUGCAAAUAUAACAUACAUGAAAUAACCCUCAUAUAGCAUACAUGAAUCACCUCGUAGCUGAUCUAUACAGGUGGAGCUGGGGAAGGUGGAGGGUUUCUGAAGCAAGCUGAAACUGCUAC